Molecule: messenger RNA, 1646 nt
Organism: Heteronotia binoei (common prickly gecko)
Lineage: Eukaryota; Metazoa; Chordata; Lepidosauria; Squamata; Gekkonidae
Product: cytochrome P450 2K4-like
Exons: 9
Coding region: 47-1540 (497 amino acids)
Biological process (GO): xenobiotic metabolic process
Cellular component (GO): intracellular membrane-bounded organelle; cytoplasm
Molecular function (GO): heme binding; oxidoreductase activity, acting on paired donors, with incorporation or reduction of molecular oxygen, reduced flavin or flavoprotein as one donor, and incorporation of one atom of oxygen; iron ion binding
Source: RefSeq, a predicted model, not a curated record
UGUGUUAUCACUUUUGUCGGAAUCACUUUGGACUGUUUCGCAGAGCAUGGGUUUAAUGGAUCCUGUUUCGUUGUUGUUCGUGUUUGUCCUUACAGUAGUGUUGUUUUUUAAAACUGGCAGUAAAUGGAAGAUUAGUGGCCGAGAUCUUCCCCCAAGGCCAAGGCCGUGGCCAGUUGUUGGAAAUCUAAACCUUUUGGAUUUGAAGAGGCCUUACAGAACCAUGUACAAGUUAUCGAAGCGGUAUGGUCCUAUCUUCAGCUUACAAAUGGGAUCCCAGAACAUGGUCAUUCUGUCGGGCUAUGAGACUGUAAAGGAGGCUUUGGUGAACCAAGCAGAGGCCUUUGCAGAGAGGCCUAUGGUCCCAAUCUUGAAAAAGAUGUCAGAAGGCUAUGGAGUUAUUCUUUCUCACGGUGAGAACUGGAAGGUGAUGCGGCGGUUUAUGUUAACCACGUUAAAAGACUACGGAAUGGGCAAGAGAACCAUAGAAGACAGAAUUGUUGAAGAAUGCCAUUUCUUAAUUCAGAAAUUUGAAUCCUACAAAGGAAAGCCAUUUGAGACCACUGUAAUCAUGAACGCUGCUGUUGCCAAUGUUAUAGUGUUCGUAUUACUUGGCAAGCGAUACGAAUAUGAAGAUCCCACUUUUGUACGACUACUGAACUUGGUCAAUGAAAAUAUCCGACUUGCUGGAAGUCCCUCAGUCACGCUGUACAACAUGUUCCCUUCUCUGGGCUUUCUUUCUGGUGGUCGCAACACUGUACUUAAGAACAGGAAAGAACUGCACGCCUUCAUACAGGCCACCUUCAUAGAACAUCUCAAACAACUAGAUGUGAAUGACCAGAGAAGUUUCGUCGAUGCUUUUCUAAUCCAACAGCAAGAGGAGAAGAACAGGAGCCAGAGCCAUGGAUUCUUUCAUAAUGAAAACCUAAAGUCUGCUGUGAGUGACUUAUUCGCUGCUGGCAUGGAGACCACUUCGACCACCUUGCGUUGGGGCCUGUUGCUGAUGAUGAAGUACCCUGAAGUUCAAAGUAAGGUCCAAGAAGAAAUUGCAAGGGUGAUCGGGUCUUCUCAGCCCAAGAUCGAACACCGAUCAAAACUACCCUAUACGGAUGCAGUCAUCCACGAAGUUCAGAGGUUUGCUAACAUCCUCCCUAUGGCUAUCCCACAUGCUGCCACUGUGGACGUCACUCUGAAAGGCUAUUUCAUUCCAAAGGGAAUGCAAGUCAUUCCACUACUGUACUCUGUGCUGUAUGAUGAAUCUCAGUGGGAAAAACCCUUGAAAUUCUAUCCUGAGCACUUCCUUGAUUCCAAAGGAAAGUUUAGAAAGAGGGACGCCUUCAUGCCUUUCUCUGCAGGUCGGCGAGUGUGUGCUGGUGAGAACCUGGCCAAAAUGGAGCUCUUCCUCUUUUUUGUGAGUCUCCUGCAGAGAUUCACUUUCCAGCCAGCCCCCGGGAUGUCGAAAGAAGACCUGGACCUGACCCCUGCAGUUGGGUUCACAACACCUCCCAUGGCCUACAAUAUCUGUGCUUCGCCAUGUUCUUAAGAUCCAACUCGGCUUAGCUCCCCUGUGCGCCUCACCCACUUUUCGGUGUUUUCUUGCCUACCAAGAACAUUUCAGAUUCAGUGUAAAUGGACUAUACUGUCACAAA